This is a messenger RNA of Plenodomus lingam JN3, 231 nucleotides long. NCBI's taxonomy places the organism in Eukaryota, Fungi, Ascomycota, Dothideomycetes, Pleosporales, Leptosphaeriaceae. The record is from RefSeq and is a predicted model, not a curated record.
AUGCCUUGUUGCGCCCCAGUGCUAGAUCGCGAAGAACCCAAAAGGCACCUGCACCCGAUUGCUCGUGCCUCAAAGAUUGCUAUUCCCGGAAUGAAUCACGAUGUCUCUGCACAUCUUCGGGGUAUCCCUCCCUCACACAAAGUAUGGUACUUGUGGGACAUGGCAAAGCUCAAGGCCCAAGACCAGACCUCGCCUAUGACCAUUGCCGGACUAGGAUCAGCGGCAAACUAA